Messenger RNA from Meleagris gallopavo (turkey), 1927 nucleotides. Lineage: Eukaryota; Metazoa; Chordata; Aves; Galliformes; Phasianidae. The record is from RefSeq and is a predicted model, not a curated record.
ACGCAGGCUGGGGGACCUAGCCUAGAAGGGAGAGGCAGUGGAAAAGCCAGGUUGGAAUAAUUACCCUAUUCCUACAUGGGGGUCAUCCUUGCCUAUGGUGUUAUGUUCUAGAUGUGGUGGCACAGCUGGAGCCAUCCUGACUUGUCCCCUGGAAGUGGUGAAGACACGUCUGCAGUCAUCUCAGCUGGCACUGCGGCCUCUCUGUCUCUCUGAGAUACAGCUGCCAGGGAUGAGUGUGAGGCUGAUGAACCCCACCCCACCGGCCCCCGGAGUGCUCAAGUUGCUCAGGACCAUUCUUGAGAAGGAAGGUAUGCGAUCCCUGUUCCGAGGUCUGGGCCCAAACCUUGUUGGGGUUGCCCCUUCCCGGGCUAUAUAUUUUGCUGCCUAUUCUGGUGUGAAGGAGAGGCUCAAUACUGUCCUUGUACCAGAAUCCAAGAAAGUACACAUGCUAUCAGCAGCCUGUGCAGGCAUUACCUCUGCCACACUCACCAACCCCAUCUGGUUGGUGAAAACCAGGAUGCAGCUGGAAGCCAGGGUAAAGGGGGAGCUGGGCAGUAAUGCCCUUCAGUGUGCUGUGCACGUGUACCGUACUGGGGGCCUUCUUGGAUUUUACCGUGGAAUCACAGCCUCCUAUGCUGGAGUGUCAGAGACCAUCAUACACUUUGUCAUAUAUGAAGCACUGAAACAGCAUCUGAGAAAUGGCCAUCAUUCCCUUUCUACACCAUUCACGCUUUCAGCAAACAGCCGUGACUUUUUUGGAUUAAUGGGAGCUGCUGCUGUCUCCAAAACAUGUGCCUCAUGCAUUGCAUAUCCACAUGAGGUAAUUCGAACGCGGUUGCGAGAAGAAGGGUCACGGUAUCGUUCCUUUAUACAGACUCUGCAGCUUAUAGUCCAUGAAGAGGGACCCUUGGCUUUAUACCGAGGGCUCCUGGCCCACUUGAUCCGCCAGAUCCCCAACGCAGCCAUCAUGAUGGCUACCUAUGAACUCAUUGUAUGUUUGGCACCUCCCACCUUGUAAGCACACUGUAGCACUUGGCUGAGGUGGCUGGAGAGAUAAGAGUACCAUAGUCCAGAGACAUGGUCUUUUUCCUUGGUCCAAGAGGUGGUGCUUUUUGUUACACUCUGGGAAUGGUCAAGCAUAGCAUUCUCAGGACCUAAGACUAUUUUGUCCAAAGUUUUUGGUUCCAGUACGUACAAUGUAACCUUUCUUCUUUCUGGAGACUCAAAUACUUCCCGUGCUUCAAAAUGUCAGGGCACUGGUUUGACAGUGCCUGCUCUUAGCUCCCUGUAUGAGACAAGGACGUGAAACUUGCUGGAAAAGAGAUAAAGAAGAAAGCAUAUGCGUACCUGAGCCUCAGCAUCUUUGUUAUCUGGACCCAGUAACAACCAAAUGUGGGCGCACCUACCCAUGAUAGAGUUCAGACAUCUUGAGAGAGUUGCAGCAAGCAGAGAUCUUAUACUGAGACAUUUCAUAUCCCUAGGGGGGCUCUUUCAGUCUUUAUCUGUUGUGCUGUCCUCCUGCCUUUGAGGAUUCCUCAACUUUGGAUGCUAGCAAACAUCUUAAUGAAGAAUCUUCCUGUGGGUUCUUAACAUGGUGCAGCCAUUGCCCCGAGAAAAGUCAGGCAGUUGGCAGCUUCUCUUCCUCCUGCUGGGUCUGAAGAGCUGGACCAAGUAGCUCAAAGGAAGAAACACAACUUGCUAUGAAGCACUACCCUAAUAACUUAUGCUACUGUCCUCACAGCCAUGUCUUGCCCAUACCUGAUCUUUUUGCAUCCCCUCCUUUCCUGAGUAACAGAAGGAGGAAUACUUCCCUCAGAAGUACUGGAGUUGUUCUGCUAUAAGCUGAAGUCCCUGACGUGAAAUGCACUCUUAAAUGCUUGUGAAGAAAGUGGUUCAUAUAAAAAAGUGGAUGAAGCUGAGUAUUUAG